Messenger RNA from Harpia harpyja (harpy eagle), 3726 nucleotides. RefSeq names its product calcium/calmodulin-dependent protein kinase type IV-like. The transcript is spliced from 12 exons. Gene Ontology annotation, molecular function: ATP binding; calcium/calmodulin-dependent protein kinase activity; calmodulin binding. NCBI's taxonomy places the organism in Eukaryota, Metazoa, Chordata, Aves, Accipitriformes, Accipitridae. Gene Ontology annotation, biological process: protein phosphorylation. The record is from RefSeq and is a predicted model, not a curated record. Bases 205 to 1347 code for a protein of 380 amino acids.
GGUUGGCAGCCCGGGCCCCGGGGGGGGGCUGCAGCCAGGCUCGGUGCCAGCCAGCGAGGCGUGCGGGGGGCUGAGCGGCCCCAGCACCCACCCUCCGCACAGCCGGCCUGCGCCGGGGAUGAGGCAGAAUCGAGGGGGACACGGCUUCGCCGCGCAACGACGUCGCAGCUAACGCUGGCGGGAGCUUGCCACCCCUGGCCCACCAUGCCCUCCUCCAAGACCGGCAGCGAGUACUGGAUCGAUGGGUCCCACCGUGAGACGGCCCUGGAAGAUUUCUACGUCGUGGGCCCCGAGCUGGGACGGGGAGCCACCUCGGUGGUGUACAGCUGCGAGGAGAAGGGCAAGGGCACCCCGUACGCUGCCAAGAUACUGAAGAAGACGAUCGACAAAAAGAUCGUGAGGACGGAGAUCGGGGUCCUGCUGCGGCUCUCGCACCCCAAUAUUAUCAAGCUGAAGGAGAUCUUCGAGACGCCCUCUGAGAUCGCGCUCGUCCUGGAGCUGGUGACGGGAGGAGAGCUCUUCGACAGGAUCGUGGAGAGGGGUUUCUACAGCGAGCGGGACGCGGCCCACGUGGUCAAGCAAAUCCUGGAAGCCGUUUCGUAUUUGCACGAAAAUGGAGUCGUCCACCGUGACCUGAAGCCAGAGAACCUGCUCUAUGCAGACCUGUCCCCCGACGCUCCCCUUAAAAUCGGUGACUUCGGGCUCUCCAAGAUCGUGGAUGAACAGGACACCAUGAAAACCGUCUGCGGGACACCAGGUUACUGUGCCCCCGAAAUCCUCCACGGGUGCCCGUACGGCCCUGAAGUGGAUAUGUGGUCCGUGGGCGUCAUCACCUACAUCCUGCUCUGUGGCUUCGAGCCCUUCUUCGACCCGCGAGGGGACCAGUACAUGUACAGCCGCAUUCUCACCUGCGACUACGAGUUCGUGUCCCCAUGGUGGGAUGAGGUUUCCCUCAACGCCAAGGAUUUGGUCAGAAAAUUGAUUGUCUUGGACCCCCAGAAGAGACUGACUGUUUACCAGGCUCUGGAGCAUCCCUGGGUCACCGGGAAAGCUGCUAAAUUUGCUCACAUGGACAGCACGCAGAAGAAACUGCAGGAAUUUAACGCCAGGCGGAAACUGAAGGCUGCCAUGAAAGCCGUGGUGGCUUCCAGCCGCUUGGGCAACCAUGGGCACCACGACUGCUCCCGCAGCGGGCGCAGCCAGGGGGGUCCCCGGGGCGCCUGCCUGCCCCAGGGGACAGGGACCACCGGCCCUGAAGCCACCACCACCGAGGACCUCGACACUUUCCGGAGCAACUGCCCCGCCGUGUCCAAGGUUCCCGUGAACGGUGCCGGCUGUGAGAGCUAACAUGCUCGGCACCGCCACCGGCUCGCCAUGGCUUCGACAAGCAAUACCCCACUGACCCUCGGACGCUGGCACGGGGAGAGGUGGGAGAAGCCUGGGGGGACAGGAGCACCCCGAGUGUAGGUGUGCGUCGGGAGCCCGUGGUCUGUCAUGUGGAACAUCCUUAUUUAGUGUCCUGUUGCCAGUGCAGUCGUAUCCGGUUGCUGUGAGUGUGUGUCUGUACGGACCCGACUGAGGAAACAAGGCUGGUGACUCGGUCUUCCGACAAAUUAACAGUUUUGGCCACUGUGGCUUGAAAAGAUCCCAGGUGGCUUAAAAAGGAGGAGCAAACAGCAGAAAAAGGAUUUCUUUCGCCUUCCCUACAAAGGCAGUAAGUUGUCUUUAUGACAGUUUUGUAAGUUCUGUAAAUAAUCCUUACUGGCUUAGGGGAGAGGGUGCGUCUGGAUUAUCGCUGACCAUCGACGUUACAUCUACAGUCGCUGUUACAAGACCCAGCUGUAGGUUUACUGCUGUAUUAGACAAGGUUUGUAGGAGCCUUUGAACCCAGCUGUUUGAUCCUAUCAGGAAAAAAAGUGUUUGCCAGUGGUUCCUUUGUUAUCUCUAGACGGUAGACAACCUCUGCUUGAUUUGUGCUUUUGUUCCACUCCAGUUUCAUUUGUUCCCACGUUCAGUCUCGCUGUGGAUACAUGAUGAUGGUAGAAUUGUCACGAACCGGGAAUGCUGGCUUGUCUGGCCUCUGCGUUGGCAUUCCAGGUUAUGAUUUACAUGACGAGUUUUAACGAAGAACAAUGCAACUCCUUCUACGGCGCGUUGUAAGACUUUGUCACGUGUAACGGUGCUGUUGUUUCCUGAGUGAGGACAAUGAGUUUAUACAUAUUUUGGUUUUUUAAGACUAAUGAAAUCAGUUGACAAACUUCUUGAAAAGCAAUUUUUUAGGCAGUUAUUUACCAAGCCACAGGAUAAGCAUUUGCAGAUUUUAAUACAGAACAAGUAAUCAGACAAGAAAAGCCAUAUUGCACGUGGGGGAUUACAGCAAGCCAGGUGGCUGCUCCGCAGUCCCAGCUGGUGUGAUCCAGCGCAAGGGCUGCUAACCUAAGGCGAUGACCAUGACCCGCACCCCUCGCAGUUUGGGCCAAACGCAUAUAACAGCGUGUUCGGGCAAAAAAAUCUCAACUGGAGAAGAAUGAAAUUUGUACAUGAGGUUCAUUUUUCCAGGAUGGGGACAGAGAACCGAGUAGCUGCUAAAGGAGAGGCUGCAAACAAAAAUGUAAAUUUUGCAGAAGCUGAAAGCCGCCAUUACAGACACCCGGCUCGGCGCAGAGGGUAGGUCAGCACGUCAGAGCUGUAAUCAGAGUGAGAGUGGCAGGAAGGCAAAUGUAACACAACAACUUUCAUAUUUAUUUACAGCACAAGCAGAAAUCAUAAAGACUAUGUGUAAGGGCUGACCCAUACCGUGUAAAGCUCAUUUAUGUUUAGAGUGCUUGUAAAGCCGAACACAGAGGAGAGAUCAGAUGUUCAGGAGGGUUUUUUAAUUGGAAAAAUAUUAGGUCUCAACCAGAAAUGUGCGGGUUUUUUAAUAAGAGUCAUACCUUCAACGGGGAAGCAGGUGCACAGCAAGAUUUUACUCUGGAGAAAGCAAACGCUGAUAACAUGGGAGAAUGCUUCAGCAAGGGGAUAAUUAUUUCUUUUUCUUUGCAUUUUGCAGGAGGGGCAGUUGUUUUCUCUCCUUUUUUUACUAUAGAGGGCUGAACCUUGCAGUGUGCUGAACUCCGGUCUUUAUCCCGUACUUUAUCCUACGCUCUCUGUCCUCCAGACUCCAUGACGUGUCCCCAUUUACUCCAGUGGGGCCAGAACUCCAACUUUAACCAUGUUUACUAACCCGGGUCUUAAAAGACUAUUUUAUAUCCUUUGACAUGAAAUACUUAUUUAAUAAAACUUUGCAGGACCAGGCCAGAGUGCUCAGCGCACCCAGAGCCUGUGACACAGGGACUGAUGCUGGAAAACACUGAGUAAGGAUGCCCUGCCUGCAGACCACUCCUGAUCCUGCAGAAUAAUGGGAAAUUAGGUAUCGAUUAGGUAACAGCGAGUAACAAAGUGUCUUCAGCGAUGGAAGGCACCUGAGGGAAAACUGUAAGCAAAACCAAGGAGUUUGCCUCUUCUGUUAUGUCAACAAAGUAUUAUUCCACAAGUAUCAGUACUUCGAGGUAGAAAAAAAAAUGCGUACUCGUGGGAGUAAAGCUAAUAGGAGAUGCCAUUUUGGUCUGUAUGCUGUUUUCAGAAUGUGUUUUAAUAACUUACUACUUCAGUGUAGUGGUGACAUUUCCAAUAUUGCAGGUAUUUAUAAGGAAGUAUAGACAGCUAAUAAAGUAUCAAACAUCGUAA